Molecule: messenger RNA, 2363 nt
Organism: Schistocerca cancellata (South American locust)
Lineage: Eukaryota; Metazoa; Arthropoda; Insecta; Orthoptera; Acrididae
Gene: l(3)72Dn
Product: U3 small nucleolar RNA-associated protein 4 homolog
Exons: 16
Coding region: 85-2121 (678 amino acids)
Biological process (GO): maturation of SSU-rRNA from tricistronic rRNA transcript (SSU-rRNA, 5.8S rRNA, LSU-rRNA)
Cellular component (GO): 90S preribosome; t-UTP complex; small-subunit processome
Molecular function (GO): RNA binding; protein binding
Source: RefSeq, a predicted model, not a curated record
GGUUCGGAAUUUCUUUGCACUAGGGACCAUGUGGGCGCGUUGUCGGUUUGUUUAUAUUUUGGUGUGGAAGUGAAACAGUCGGAAAUGGAAAAGAAUUUGUGUAAAGUGCAUAACAUCAGGUUCUAUAAUUUGGAGCCACGAGCCAUACACUGCAUAGCAUAUGAAUCAAGCCACCGAAAACUUGCCGUAUCGAGAGCUGACAGCUCCGUAGAAAUCUGGGAUGUAAGUAAUGCUCCCCACGUGGAACGUUUCAUUCCUGGUGCAUCGGAUAGUUCUAUAGAAGCACUUAGUUGGUGUGGAACGCGACUUUUCAGCACUGGCCUUCAGGGUGUUAUUGUUGAGUAUAAUCUCAUCAAACUUUCCCCCAAGUCAGUCACGCCGGUAACAGCAGGGUUCUCUGCCUGGUGUUUGGACGUAAAUAGGACUCAUUCUUCACUAGCAGUUGGUACAGAAGAUGGUUACAUUAACAUAUUUUCCAUAACAGACGAUGGACUGCAAUAUGAAAAAGUUCUGGACAAACAGGAAGGCCGCAUAUUGUGUCUUUCUUGGGAUGCAACUGGAGAUUUCAUAGUGAGUGGCUCAAGUGAUACAAUACGCAUCUGGAAUGUGAAUACUGGACAUGCUAUCCAUAGGAUGACAACAGGACGCUCACAAACCAAAAAAGAAACUAUUGUGUGGUGCUUAGCAGUGACUGAUGAUUUUACUGUAAUUAGCGGUGACUCGAGGGGUCAGGUGUGCUUUUGGGAUGGCAACAUGGGUGUUUUGUCAGAAAGUCAUGAGAGCCACAUGGCAGACAUUUUUUGUUUGUGUCUUUCUAGAGAUCAGACAAACAUUUAUUGUGCUGGGAUGGAUCCAAUCAUUGCCAAUUACGUUAAUGUAAAAAUCAAGGGCCAGGGCCGAAAAAGUCGCUGGGUAAAAUCAGUACAGCGUCGUAUUCAUGACCACGAUGUCAGAGCAUUAGCUCUGGAUGAGAAUGGUCACUUAUUCUCAGGAGGUUUAGAUGGUUAUUUGGCAAUUAGCAGUUAUCCUCCAAAGGUCCUGGUAAAAUAUCCUCCCCUCCUUCAGGGACGGAGUGUUGUGGUUGCACAUGAGGCAUGCUGUAUUUUGUUAAGACAUCACAACUUUGUAGAAGUGUGGCGCCUAGGUGAAGAAAGGGAUGGUAUCAUGUCACAACCGGCCACACGACUGCUGACCCUUAACAGUCGAGGUGCAGAAGCAGUCACAGCAGCAACCAUCAGCAGUGACAGCCAGUGGUUAGCUUAUUCUACUCAUAGUUGCUUGCGGCUCUUCAGUUUUCAUGUGAAAGAUGAAGACGUAAGCUUACAAAAAGUGAAACAUUUGCCAGAUGAGUGUGAACCAGCUCAUCAUCUCCUAUUUAGUCAUGAUAGUACAAGACUUAUAAUAGCAACUUUUCAGGGAGCAAUAGUUGUUCUCCAACUGUCUGAUCAACCAUGUUUGGUGUACUGUCUCAGACCAAUUCAUGAAAAACUUCAUACUGACACUGUGUUCCUGCUGGGCCUCUCUCCAGAUGAUCAAUAUUUAUUUGCUGCUGACCAUGAAAGUCACAUUGUGGUAUGGUUCCUUCAGAGUGGAAAGCAUUAUGUGACUCUUCCUCAUUAUCGCUGUCCAGCAACUGCAGCAGCCAUUAGUAAGACCAAUAAUUUUGUUGUGGUGUAUUCAGAUCACAAGAUUACUGAGUAUGAUCUAAGACGGAAAGCUUUCACAAAGUUUUCCCGAGAUCUUGACGGUCGACAUCCCAAGCAGUGGCUGUCGCGGAACUUCCCAGUAACAAAUGUCAUAUUUGACAAUAGAAACCCAGAUAUGAUAAUGUUGCAGGAUGACAGCACCUUCUGUAUUGUAGACAAAAAGAAGGAACUGCCUGCAAAUGAAGCAAAAAUACCAAGAAUAGAUUCACCUGCUUCAGACAGUCAAGAGAGUAAUAUUUCACGCCAGUCACCUGCUGCAUCAAUAGUGCACGCAUUUCACAUUGUUAAAAAAUACAAACAUCUUGUUCAUUUAGAGUGGCUGGCAGAUGGCGUACUAGCUGUUGUUGAAGUAAGCCCAUCCACCCUAAUUUCACAGUUGCCUCCAACACUUGCAAAGAAAAGAUUUGGGGUGUAAAAAGGUCUGGUGGCUCAAUUGUAUGAACUGGGCUAAUGUAGAAUGGACCAACUUUCUCAAGGGAGCAAGACUGCAGGGAAGAUCGCCAUCCAAUGAAACCUGGAAUGGCAAUGAAAAAGUAUAAUGUACAAAUGCUAAUAUAAUCUCUGUAUUACAUGUAAAUCUACUUUUAUUUUCAAAAACUGAUAAAAAUUAUUGUACAUACUAAUUGAGUUGAUAAAAAGAAACUUUUUCUACUUCAA